Molecule: messenger RNA, 1254 nt
Organism: Talaromyces rugulosus
Lineage: Eukaryota; Fungi; Ascomycota; Eurotiomycetes; Eurotiales; Trichocomaceae
Exons: 2
Coding region: 1-1254 (417 amino acids)
Biological process (GO): lipid metabolic process
Molecular function (GO): phosphoric diester hydrolase activity
Source: RefSeq, a predicted model, not a curated record
AUGUCUUCUGAUCAAGAGGUUGUCCUCCAAACCAUAACGGAACCAAACCUGGGUGACGAGGGCCAUGAUUGCGAGAGCCUGCUCGUCAAUAUUAAUGACUCAUACGAAUGCACGACUAAAAAGCAGAAAUAUACGCUGGCUGCUUGGCUGGAGUGGAUUGUUUCUACAUGGAAAGAACAACCUGAGAAUUGCAAUACUUGGCCUUUGUCUCACACCAGGGUAGUCUUUCAAGGCUUGAAACGCGCAUUAUGGGGGCUGGUGAUUGUACUAGGAGUACUCAAUGCGGCCUCCCUUUGUUGGCGUGAAGUUGUCCUUCUCUUUCCUGACGAUUUCGACUACCGUCUCGAUGCUUGGGACUCUUCUAAUUCACGCCUUUCCAUUUUCUCGCACUGGACUACGGAUGGAACUCCCAUCAGUAAAUGUCAUUCACACAAUGACUAUUGGCGGAAAGUCCCUCUAUACUCUGCUCUUCGCGCAGGGUGUAUUAGCGUUGGAGUAGAUCUGUGGCUUGCCAAUGGGGACCUCGUUGUUAGCCACAAUCCGCCAGGCAGUGAACACAAAGUUACUCUAGACACCCUCUACCUGAAGCCGUUGCUAUGGAUGCUCCAACAGCACAACACUGGCUCUGGACAACCUGACAAGCGUGGUCAAGAUGAAAUCCCAGUAUCUGGGGUAUUUUCCAACGACCCAUCUCAAACCAUGAGCUUGGUCCUCGAUUUCAAGUCUAAUGGUGAUGAAUUGUUGCCAUAUGUCAUGAGCCAUUUGCAACCCUUGCGAGACGCGGGUUACCUUACUUAUUUUAAUGGGCGAAACGUUACCCAGAGACCGAUAACUGUCGUUGUCUCCGGGAAUAUAAAGCUCCACAAAAUCACUUCCAAUCUUACUUAUCGGGACAUAUUUUUCGACGCUCCUCUAGAUAAGUUGGAUACUAUAUUGUCAACUGAUCAGCAGACAUCCAUUCAUUACAACACUUCUGAUAGUUACUACGCCUCAGUAGACUUCAGCAAAACUGUGGGUAAGCUCCGGCGCAAUCAGUUUUCGCAAAGGCAAUUGGCCUUGAUUCGCGACCAAAUAGGAACUGCUCAUAAGCAUGGCCUCAAAGCAAGAUACACGGGAACACCCACCUGGCCCCGAGGUUUAAGAAAUCAUGUGUGGCAUAUUCUAGUGCGGGAAGGGGUGGAUAUCAUUGACGUGGAAGACUUGAGAGAGGGGACAAGACAGGAUUGGCGUAAACAUCAAAGCUGGCUCCUUUGA